GAUGAGCUGUGAGCAUCUGCAGUGCGCGUCGUGUGUUGUGUUGUGUAUAGUGUUGUUGCAAAUAAUUUUCAACUAAAUGUUUGCUGCUUGGCCUAUUAUUCAUAGCCACGAAAAUGUUUACGCAUAACACUUAAAGUCAAUCUAUACACGUUGUAAUUCCUUGUUAAAUAUAAAUGAAAAAGGCCCCUGCCUUUCAACAGAAUAAACGUCGUUUUGUUGCGACGAUAUAGCUGUGUUGCUCGUAGAGCGGGAACCGUUGAAUAUUACACAAUGGCAGAUUUUGACGCGAUUUAUGAAGAAGAAGAAGAAAAUGAACAAAAUUUGGAAGAACAUUACGUGACUAUGGUGCCAGAUCCUAUAGUUAUUCGAGGAGCCGGUAACAUGACUGUAUUUGGACUUAGUAACCGUUUUGAAUCAGAAUUUCCAAAUGGCCUGGUGUCACGUGUUGCUCCAGAAGAAUUUAAAGCAACUGUUAUGAGAAUAAACAGUGUGCUAAAAAAAACAUUACCUGUUAAUGUUAAGUGGUUAUUCUGUGGUUGUGUUUGCUGCUGCUGUACAUUAGGAUGUUCUCUUUGGCCUGUUAUUUGUUUGAGUAAAAGGACACAACAUUCAUUGAACAAAUUAUUAGAAUGGGAAAACAGUAGGCUGUAUCACAAACUUGGAUUACAUUGGAGACUGGCAAAACAAAGAUGUGAUACUUCGUCCAUGAUGGAAUAUGUUCUUUUAAUUGAAUUUAUUCCAAAAAUACCCAUAUAUAAACCUGACUAA
Molecule: messenger RNA, 768 nt
Organism: Habropoda laboriosa
Lineage: Eukaryota; Metazoa; Arthropoda; Insecta; Hymenoptera; Apidae
Product: cysteine-rich hydrophobic domain-containing protein 2
Exons: 4
Coding region: 271-768 (165 amino acids)
Source: RefSeq, a predicted model, not a curated record